Messenger RNA from Mycena citricolor, 3501 nucleotides. NCBI's taxonomy places the organism in Eukaryota, Fungi, Basidiomycota, Agaricomycetes, Agaricales, Mycenaceae. The record is from the annotation of a GenBank genome assembly.
GUGGGAGACAUUUGGGAUAGGCUAAUGAUUAGAUCAAUGACUGCUACGAGAACUCGAGCUGUCAUCGGAAGACACUUCGCGCCCAGGUGGUCGGCGAACGACACUUCUCCACCCUUGUGCGAUAAACCUGACUCCUCGAACUCUGUUAUCAGCUGUGGAUUCCAAUCAGAAUCCUCUCAGAUGCAAGCCUCGGUCUAUAUGGCUGUGACUACUAUACCACCGCGGUUCCGCUCUGACUCGAGUGUUCCUACCGACCCCUACCGUCUUCUGAAGUCUAUGGGCCCCUCUAGGAGCAACCCACUCCCUACGCAGGGAGGAAUUGCUCCUCUGAAUACGCAGAGCCCUCCCUCUCGGCGCCCACUUUUCACCAUGGUCGCAAACCCCAGCAUGAAGAUGCAGCCGCCGUUUAUGAAUCCUGAAUGCGAUCAUCUACCCAAUAUCAACAUGCAGUCCCCCUCUCGUCAUCCUGCCUCCAAACCGCCCGACCGUCUGCUGGAAUCUAAGCCCAUUCUGCUGCCGCCUAAACCCAAUAUGGAUGUGGUCGCGCUCGACGAUCAGGGUAAAGGUGAAAGCAGGAGUCGUCUGUUGGGUCUGACCACGAAGUUCCUUCCAACUCGAGCACCCCUUGGAGCACCAAUAUGUUUGAAUUUCUUGCGGAAGUACUGUCCGUUCAGGAGCCGGUGCCUCCGAGUUCAUGUCUUGUUUCUACGUGAGGGCACUGGAGAAACUGAGGAAGUGUGUGUCAAUGGGCUAUCUGGAAGAUGUCGAGGUGCUGGUGAAAAUGCUGGAAACCAGGGCUGUACCAGAAGACAUCUGAAAUUAGAGGAAAUCAUAUCUUCACGGGCGGGCUCGAACGAAGCCGGAGAACGGCUGGAACCAAUGCACACUGUUGAUAUCCAGCAGCCUGCACCUCCCUGCCCGGAGGAAGACCUACCGAGCACCAGCAAGCCUGUAGUUCGGUUCCCGGCUCCGGCUCAAUCGAAUUGGAGUCAUGAAAGUCAAUCUACGCCAGCCGCGGUGUUCGACCACAACAACUCGUUUCACGACCAGGACACGGAUUUAUGGGGUCAGAAAGGACAAGAACCAGCGGGGAGUGAUUCGGAGGGGGAGAGCCAUAGCAAUGACACCAAAGCAGUGACAUCUUCCCGGGAGACAUCCAUGUCCUCAUCUAUCUGCCGAAACUGGUCUCGCACCGGCGGCUGCGUAUUUGGGCCUCAGUGCAAUUUCGCGCAUGUGACACCAACCCAAUCACUGCCAAUUCGCCGUCCUCUGCCUGCAGCCAAAGAAGUCUGCCGUAAAUGGCUCCGGAACGUAUGCAAUCGAGGCUCAAACUGUCCAUAUAUCCACGAAGAUGUCAAGUACGACGAUCCAGAACCUCCACCGGCGCUGCCUCCGGAACCGCCCAUCACAGUGAUCUUGCACGACCACACAAAAGUCAAGAUCGGACCGGGAUUUGAGGUGUCUGAUGUCGCAAGUAGCGAGGAGACUGCAUGGCUGAUUCUCGGGAACGUGCCAAAUGGGAUCCUGUUGGAGGACAGAGAGAUACAGAGACUGGUGCAAGGGUUCGGAGAAGUCCUGGAUGUCGUUCCUCUAUCUAGCAAAGACAAAAAGGAGGGGUCUGCCAAAGUGCGGUUCGCCAGUCACUCUGCAGCGCAACAGGCAACCCGGGCUCUGGACGGCAAGGUUUUGUCUGGCAAAACUCGGCUUAGUGCGCAGAUUGCCGUGAACUCAAGGACCGGGAUGGCUACGAUGCAGGACCGGACCAUCCGACUGGUUUGGGAGAUUCCGCACAAGACAGCGUAUUGUGGAUAUUCCGACUAUAUGCGGGUCGAGCGGGCUCUAGCAUCGGCCCGAGCAAAGCCGUUCGGUGAUAACUAUGUCUAUGCGGCGAACCACAUCGGGCUGCCUUCGUUAGGCGCGUUUACGCUCAAAAUCACCAACAUCCCACCUGAUGCGACGGAGAAGAUGAUGGCUCGGUUCGGGAAUCCGGAUGAAGUCGUUUGGGCGCGCGCCAAUUACUCUGCCCUCCAGCCAGCGGUCGAAGGGAUCAAGCACUUGCUCCAGACAACAAGCGCCGGUUUCCUAGAGCUUGACGUCCAGACUGCUCCCUUUUCGCAUGGGGCUGUCAAAGCUUGGGCCGUCUACGAGAGUCGCGCCGCAGCUCGAAUCGCAGCUGGAUUGCUGCACAAUCGGAAACCCAGGUGCAUCGGCAGAUCCCGGCUGUCGGUGAAGCACGUGCAAACAUUGAUAUACUCAUUGGCCACUGUGCAGUACGACCGGGAUGCCCGACUCAUCGAUGCGUUGAGGGAUGAAGCGCAUCGGGCCGGAAUGGGCAGCUCGGCUGUCGUGACUCGACGGAAUGUGUCGACGGCGCUUGUCCGCCUGUCGGCUCAGUCCACACAGGAUCUCGGCAUGCUCAAAGCCGAGUUCGAACGGAUUCUCAGGGGUGAUAUCCUCAGAGUGGACGGCGUGUCUGUCUGGAACGCCUACUUCUCAAGACCAGACGGGAUGCAAUUCACUCGAAUGAUCUCAGCCAGAACAGGUUCGCGGAUCGUAUCUGAUCCGAUCCGGCGCUGCAUCAAGCUGUUUGGGACCAUGUACCAGCGAGCAUUGGCGCGGAAGCACCUCCUUCAGAAGCUGCAUGAGGUCCAAGCCCAGCGGGUCGACUUGAUCCGAGCCGAAAAUCGCGUGAUCAGCGCGUUUAUUACGUCUCAACUGAGCGGGCUGGCCCGGCGGUUUGGCCCCGAGAAUGUUGUAGUGGAUAUCCGAGACGGCAAGAUCCUGUUCCGGGGUGGCGAGGAAAUUUAUCGUGCGGGGGUCGAGGCUGUUCACGCGGCUCAACAGUCUGUUUUGGGGCACGAGGUGGCCAAUACCACGUCGUGCCCGGUUUGCUUCAACGCAGUGGUGUCACCCAUCACGCUCUCUCGCUGUGGACAUGCCUACUGCAGCAUCUGCUUCUCCCAGUACAUUCUCGCGUCGAUCGAGAACCGGAGAUUUCCCCUCACGUGCCUGGGUGGAGACGCGAAAUGCACUGAGCUGAUACCGCUCUCGGCUGUGCGGUCUGUGCUGGAUCAGAAAGACUUCAACUCGGUCGUCGAGGUGGCACUCUCCUCCUUUGUCCACAGCCACGCCAAGGAGCUCCACUACUGCCCUUCACCCGACUGCCAGCAGAUCUACCGCACGGGGCCCAAGGGGACCGUCGUGCACUGUCCCUCGUGUCUGCUGCGGAUCUGCUCCUUCUGCCACACAGAAGCGCACGACGGGAUCGUGUGCCAGGACAGCUGGCAGGACACUGAUAAGCUUUUUGCGAGCUGGAUCAAAGGCCACGACGUGAAGAAAUGCGCUGGGUGCGGCAUCCCCAUCGAGCGUGAGGAGGGCUGCCACCAUGUCACGUGCACGCAGUGUCACACACAUAUGUGUUGGGUCUGUAGCAAGACGUUUCCGGAGGGAGAUGGGAUUUAUGCACACAUGCGUGCGGAGCAUGGUGGCAUUGGCUUGUAG